AUGACAGACACAACAGACGAUAUCGCCGAGGAGAUCUCAUUCCAAAGCUUCGAAGAUGACUGCAAGUUACUCGGCAGCUUAUUCCAUGACGUGUUACAAAGGGAAGUUGGUAACUCCUUCAUGGAAAAAAUCGAACGCAUUCGGAUUCUUGCUCAGAGUGCGUUAAAUUUGCGUUUGGCUGGUAUUGAGGAUACUGCGAACCUUUUGGAGAAGCAGCUGACUAGUGAAUUAUCCAAAAUGCCACUAGAGGAAGCCUUAACAUUGGCUCGUUCGUUCACUCAUUCUCUUAAAUUGAUGGGCAUUGCAGACACUCAUCACAGGAUGCAUAAAGUCCAUAACGUUACACAACUUGCAAGAUCUUGUGAUGAUAUAUUCAGCCAGCUAUUGCAAAGUGGGAUUUCUCCAGACGAGCUUUACGAUACUGUUUGCAAACAGGAGGUGGAAAUUGUUCUUACUGCUCAUCCUACUCAAAUUAAUCGACGAACCUUGCAAUACAAGCAUGUUAGAAUUGCUCAUCUUCUUGAAUAUAACACCAGAUCAGAUCUAAGCCUUGAAGAUCGCGAAAGGCUCAUUGAAGAUUUGGUUAGGGAGAUAACUUCACUAUGGCAAACUGAUGAGCUUAGACGUCAGAAACCUACUCCAGUUGAUGAAGCUAGAGCUGGUCUAAACAUUGUUGAGCAAUCUCUCUGGAAAGCUGUACCACAGUACCUACGUCGUGUCAGCAAUUCCUUAAAGAAGUUCACAGGGAAGCCACUUCCACUAACAUGCACUCCUAUAAAAUUUGGUUCUUGGAUGGGAGGUGAUAGAGAUGGAAACCCAAAUGUCACGGCCAAGGUUACGAAAGAAGUAUCUCUCUUGUCUAGGUGGAUGGCUAUCGAUAUGUACAUAAGAGAGGUUGAUAGCUUAAGAUUCGAAUUGUCUACGGAUCGAUGUAGUGACAGGUUUUCAAGAUUAGCAGAUGAAAUUCUUGAAAAAGAUUCUGAUAGAGGCCAAUCAAAUUACUUAAACCAACAAAGUUCAUCAUCUCUGCCAUCACAGCUUCCAGCUAGAGCUCACCUUCCUUCAUGCAUUGAAUUUGGUGAAUCACAACAUACGAAAUUUGAAAUUGCUGCUACGACAGAUUAUAUGCCACCCAAUCUUCAGAAGCAGAGUAGCCAAGGCUUAUCAAAAAUCGACUCGGAGAAAGCUGACAAUGGUUCGCAGACCGGACUUACCUCCCGAGGUUCUUUCUCAUCUACUUCUCAACUUCUUCUCCAAAGGAAACUAUUUGCGGAAUCUCAGGUUGGGAAGACUAGUUUCCAAAAGCUACUAGAGCCACCUCCACUUAAACGAGCUGGGAGUGCUCCUUAUCGUAUUGUUCUUGGAGAUGUAAAAGAUAAGCUUGUGAAGACAAGAAGACUUCUUGAACUCCUAAUUGAGGGUCUUCCUUGUGAAUAUGACCCUUUAAAUUCCUAUGAAACAUCAGAUCAACUUCUUGAACCAUUGCUCCUCUGCUAUGAAUCUCUGCAAUCUUCUGGUGCUAGUGUACUAGCUGAUGGACGACUCGCUGACCUGAUCCGUAGAGUUGCUACCUUUGGAAUGGUUUUGGUGAAACUCGACUUACGUCAGGAAGCUGCAAGACAUUCUGAAGCUUUGGAUGCAGUUACAACAUACUUGGGUAUGGGUACUUAUAGUGAAUGGGAUGAAGAGAAAAAAUUAGAUUUUUUGACUAGAGAACUAAAAGGGAAACGACCUCUUGUUCCUCCAUGUAUUGAGGUUGGUCCUGACGUCAAAGAAGUUUUGGACACAUUCCGAGUCGCUGCUGAACUUGGAAGUGAAUCACUUGGAGCUUAUGUUAUAUCUAUGGCUUCAAACGCAAGUGAUGUCCUCGCUGUGGAGCUGUUGCAAAAAGAUGCUCGACUUGCUGUGACUAGCGAACAUAAAAAACCAUGCCCCGGUGUAACGCUGCGAGUGGUACCUCUUUUUGAAACGGUGAAUGAUUUAAGAGCUGCUGGUCCUUCCAUCAGAAAAUUGCUCUCAAUCGAUUGGUACAGAGAACACGUCCAAAAGAACCACAACAGUCACCAAGAGGUGAUGGUUGGAUACUCUGAUUCAGGAAAAGAUGCUGGACGUUUUACAGCAGCAUGGGAACUCUAUAAAGCUCAAGAAAAUGUUGUGGCUGCUUGCAAUGAAUAUGGAAUCAAGAUCACAUUGUUCCAUGGACGAGGAGGAAGCAUUGGUCGUGGUGGUGGUCCGACCUAUCUUGCUAUACAAUCCCAACCGCCGGGCUCUGUAAUGGGCUCUUUGCGUUCAACUGAGCAAGGUGAGAUGGUUCAAGCUAAGUUUGGGAUACCACAAACUGCUGUUAGGCAACUAGAGAUAUACACAACCGCGGUUUUACUCGCUACCUUAAAGCCUCCUCAGCCACCUCGAGAGGAAAAAUGGAGAAACCUAAUGGAAGAAAUCUCCAAAAUAAGUUGUCAACACUAUAGAAGCACAGUGUAUGAAAACCCUGAGUUCCUAUCUUAUUUUCAAGAGGCAACACCACAAGCGGAACUCGGUUUCCUCAAUAUAGGAAGCCGACCAACGCGUAGAAAGAGCUCUACUGGCAUAGGACAUCUCCGAGCUAUCCCUUGGGUCUUUGCUUGGACUCAAACAAGGUUUGUUCUUCCAGCUUGGCUUGGUGUAGGGGCUGGCUUAAAAGGAGUCUCUGAGAAGGGUCACGCGAAUGAUCUUCAAGAAAUGUAUAAAGAAUGGCCAUUUUUUCAGUCCACCAUUGAGCUUAUAGAGAUGGUGUUAGCUAAAGCAGACAUCCCAAUAACCAAACACUACGAUGAACAACUUGUUUCUGAGAAGAGGAGAGGACUUGGCACUGAGCUAAGAAAGGAACUUUUAACUACUGAGAAGUACGUUCUUGUGAUAAGUGGCCAUGAGAAACUUUUGGAGAACAAUAAGAGCUUGAAGAAACUCAUUGAGAGUAGACUUCCGUAUCUCAACGCAAUGAACAUGUUACAAGUUGAAGUUCUUAAGAGGCUAAGACGUGAUGAAGAUAACAAUAAGCUUAGGGAUGCUUUGCUUAUCACAAUCAAUGGUAUCGCUGCAGGAAUGAGAAACACUGGUUAAAA
Molecule: messenger RNA, 3104 nt
Organism: Capsella rubella
Lineage: Eukaryota; Viridiplantae; Streptophyta; Magnoliopsida; Brassicales; Brassicaceae
Product: phosphoenolpyruvate carboxylase 4
Exons: 20
Coding region: 1-3102 (1033 amino acids)
Biological process (GO): carbon fixation; tricarboxylic acid cycle
Cellular component (GO): cytosol
Molecular function (GO): phosphoenolpyruvate carboxylase activity
Source: RefSeq, a predicted model, not a curated record